AUGUCGCCGGCUCCGGCAGAGAUCUUGGUCCCAGAACCAACCGGACUGUCACCCACCCUGACUGACGAACCGACACCAUGGCCUUCUCACCUCCCGAUACACCUACGGCUCCCUGCCGAGUCGACAGGAGACGUCGACUACUUUACAGGUGCCGUCUGUGACGAAACGACGGCCCUCCUCCCCAAAGACUUGAAGCCCGGCAAGCCGUCACCGGAAGGGCCGACAAAGCCCAGUCCCUUCCUGGGCGGCGUGUCAUCCGGUCGGUUCUGGGUGAUAUUCACAGGCGUCCUCUUUACAUACUUUGUCGUCAUCUUCGACGCGACCAUCCUGUCGUCGUCGCACCCGGUCAUCACGAGCUACUUUGGCGCUUCGCAGAGCGCCUCGUGGCUCUCGACCGCCUACCUCCUCACCAGCACGUCCUUUCAGCCCCUGGUCGGCCGCAUCUCGGACAGCACGGGCAGGAAGCUGCCGUACGUGCUCAGCAUGGUCGUCUUCACCGUCGCGACGCUCGCUUGUGCCCUUGCGCCGACCAUGGGGGCCUUCAUCGCCGCUAGGGCUAUAUGCGGUUUCGGCGGUGGCGGGAUGAUGGGGAUGGCGAGCAUCUGUGUCGGGGAUCUCGUGCCCAUUGAACGACGGGGGCCUUACCAGGCGACUAUGAGCGUCAUGUUCGGCGUCAGCUCCAUGGCCGGCGCGGCUCUGGGGGGUCUCAUGGCGGAUCAUCUCGGUUGGCGGUGGGAGUUUGGAGUGCAAGUCCCCAUUCUGCUGAUCAGCCUCAUUGCCAUCAUGUUCGCUCUACCAGAGAAUUUGGGGCUUUACGGGAAGCAGCGAGAGUCGCUGCAGGAGUCUCUACGGUCUUUUGAUAUCAAGGGCUCACUACUCUUGACUUUGGCAGUGACUUUCCUUAUCCUUGGACUUGAUAUUGGCGGGAAUUUACUUCCAUGGUCUCACCCUUUGAUUAUAGCUUCAUUGGUUCUUGCUCUGGUCCUUUUCCCACUCUUCCUCCGCGCGGAAUCCUUGGCAGAAAAACCAGUCAUGCCACUAGAUCUUGUCCGCAAAUCCCCGGUGAUGAACCUAAUCUUCUCCAACCAUAUCUCAUCGUUCCUUACCAAUGCUAUUCUGUUCAACGUUCCGCUCUUUUUCCAGGCCGUGCUGCUCACCUCAGCCACAGAAUCUGGCCUCCGCCUCGCGGCGCCCUCGAUACUAUCCUCCAUCGCCGGCCUCGCCACCGGCUUCCUGAUAACCUACACCCGCAACCUCAAGUGGGCCCCGACCCUAGGAUCCCUGCUCCUCCUCGCCGGCGUGGGCCUGCUGUCUGCCAUGCGCUCCGGGCUGCCCGACUACUUUUACAUCCUGUGCCUGGUCCCGUUCGCCAUCGGCCAGGGCCUGCAGUUCCCCGGAACGUUCCUGGCCGUGCUGGGCGUGACGGAGCAGCGGGAGGUCGCCGUCGUCACCACGACGCUGCAGCUGUGGCGGAGCCUGGGCGCCGUCGCCGGCAUCGCGGGCUCCAGCAUCGUCGUCCAGGCCGCGCUGGGCAGGUUCCUCGACGCAAACGUCUCGGCCUCGCCGGCCGAAAAGGCCGAGAUUGUGCGUGCCGUCAGGAAGUCCGUCGGCGCCAUCGCCUCCAUCCCCGAGCCCUACAGGUCCCAGGUCGUGCGCAGUUACGAGUCGGCCCUCAGCCUCAUGUUUGGCUGCUGCGUCGGCUUGGCCAUGAUCUCGCUCCUCCUGUUGAUGCCCAUCGAGCUGCCCAAGCUAAGUCCCAAGGAGGAUGUUUCCAGCGAUGCGGCUGAGGAGAACGGGGCGUGA
Molecule: messenger RNA, 1803 nt
Organism: Pyricularia grisea
Lineage: Eukaryota; Fungi; Ascomycota; Sordariomycetes; Magnaporthales; Pyriculariaceae
Exons: 5
Coding region: 1-1803 (600 amino acids)
Biological process (GO): transmembrane transport; basic amino acid transport
Cellular component (GO): fungal-type vacuole membrane
Molecular function (GO): basic amino acid transmembrane transporter activity
Source: RefSeq, a predicted model, not a curated record